ACGGCACUUCCGGGACUGCGCGAGCCAUUCAGAGCGACGAACGAAGAGAGCAAGAAAAAAGGAGAAAGCACCAAGAUUUAAAAAUAAUAAUAAUAAUAAUAAAGAUUAAGCUUGUACGUAAUUUAUCACCCUCGAAGUGGGAAGAGGCGAUAAGGUCACACUACACAGGGGAAAUAGACCAACGUCACAGCAAAAGUUUAUGCUCGACAGGAGAGUAAAGCUGCCUUUUUGGGUUACCGGCAAAGUACAGAGGCAUGUGGGCCCUUACCCUGUUUGCUCACCACUAAGUCUUCCUGUGGACUGUCAGCAGGCUUUCAGCUGGGCUCUCUGCAGGGUUAUGCUAUCGUGCUCCUCAUUUGGACUCCCUCAGUCAGCCAGAGGGCUGUUUAUCAGGUGAACACUCUUCAUGAGUCCGGUGUCCGUCCUGUGUCCCUUCCCAAUGUGGAGGACAUUGGUGGGCACACCCCUGGUGUGGUUGCAGUGACGGGGACGAAGGUGGCACUUGCCCCACCGACGUGUAGCUCAUCUCGGGCAGCUGCUGCACGGUCGUGGUUUGUCCCCCGACCUUUUUGCUAUCGUCAUGGACCAACCAAAGGAUGGAGAUAGGCCCGUGAGGAGCAGCAAACCGCAGCCGGGGCGGAGCGGGCACGCCCGGCCCUCGGGCUCCUCCGCCUCCUCCGGGGUCCUUAUGGUGGGGCCCAACUUCCGGGUUGGCAAAAAGAUCGGCUGUGGAAACUUUGGGGAGCUGAAGCUGGGUAAAAAUCUCUACACCAAUGAAUAUGUAGCCAUUAAACUGGAACCAAUUAAGUCACGGGCCCCUCAGCUGCAUUUAGAGUAUCGCUUCUACAAAAUGUUGGGGAGUACAGCAGAGGGCCUGCCCCAGGUAUUCUACUUCGGUCCGUGUGGGAAGUACAACGCCAUGGUGCUGGAACUGCUGGGGCCCAGUUUGGAGGACCUCUUCGACCUGUGUGACAGAACUUUCUCUCUCAAGACCGUCCUGAUGAUCGCCAUCCAGCUGAUCUCCCGGAUGGAGUAUGUGCACUCCAAGAACCUCAUCUACAGGGACGUGAAGCCAGAGAACUUCCUCAUCGGCCGGCAGGGAAACAAGAAGGAACACAUCAUCCACAUCAUUGACUUCGGCCUGGCCAAGGAAUAUGUCGACCCCGAGACCAAAAAACACAUCCCCUACCGGGAGCACAAGAGCCUGACCGGGACAGCCCGCUACAUGUCCAUCAACACGCACCUGGGCAAAGAGCAGAGUCGGCGAGACGACCUGGAAGCUCUGGGUCACAUGUUCAUGUACUUCCUCCGAGGCAGUCUCCCUUGGCAGGGCCUCAAGGCAGACACCUUGAAGGAGCGAUACCAGAAGAUUGGAGACACGAAGCGCAACACCCCCAUCGAGGUUCUCUGUGAGAGCUUCCCUGAGGAGAUGGCGACAUACCUGCAGUACGUGAGGCGGCUGGAUUUCUUCGAGAAGCCUGACUACGAGUACCUGAGGAAGCUUUUCACCGAACUGUUUGAGCGGAAGGGAUACACCUUCGACUACAUCUACGACUGGGUGGGCAGACAGAUUCCCACGCCAGUGGGGUCCGUCCAUGUGGAUUCUGGGGCGUCCGCCAUCACCAGAGAGAGCCAUGCGCACAGGGAGCGGCCGUCCCAGCAGCAACCACUGCGGAACCAGCAGACGGCAGCUUCUGACCGCCGAGGAGCGUGGGAGGUCCAGCCCAAUCGGCAGACAAAUUCCUCGUACCUGACCUCCCACCUAGCAGCGGACAGGCACGGGGGAUCCGUCCAGGUGGUCAGCUCGACCAACGGGGAGCUGAACGCCGAUGACCCGCUGGCAGCUCACUCGAAUGCCCCGAUUGCGGCCCAGGCCGAGGUGGAGGUGGUGGACGAGGCCAACUGCGUGAAAAUGCUCAACCUGUGGUGCUGCUGUUUCUUCAGGCGGAAACGGAAGAAGAAUUCGCAGCGGCAUAAGUGACGCCGUGUGCAGAGUGUCAUCCCGCCAGGUCACUUCUCCAGGAGCCCGGCAGUGACGUAUCGGCACGAGGAGGAGCUCAAGCAGAACCGGAGAGCGGGACUCCGCAGACCUGCCUAGUGCACGUGUAGUCUGCUCUUUUUAUUUUGCUAUUUUAGUUCUCUCUGGAUCCUCCUGGAGCAUUUUCGUUACGAACUGUCUUGGAACUGAGUCUAGCUGGAUGAAGAUGAGACCACGGACAUUCCGGGCAGCUUUGCACUUAUUAACCUGCUGUUCUGAACCCCCCCCACCUUGUCUAGGUUCACGCCUUCCUUAUUUGGAAGUGCUUGUGAAUGGUAACACACUGGUAGUCAAUCUGCUCAUUAUCCACUUUUGGACCCACAUUGGGGGGGGGGGGGGCGCAUCCGGUCAUCCAGCCAGCAGGGGGAGCUCUUGGAUUAGUAUAGAUGUUAUUGGCUUUGCUUUAUUGCGUUAUUGCCCUGCCUAUACCUCUGACAGUGCGUAAGUGUGUAUGACACGUGGCUCCAGGGAGAUGCCGCGGUUUGGGUUUUCAUUUUCCUCUGUCUGUGUUCAGUUUGUUAAUCUGACCUGUGCUCUGCCAGAUAGUGAUCGAUCGUGAUGCCUCUAACUGACAAGUAUCCCCCAGGCUGACCUGUAAUGCUGAACAUGUAGCUGAACCUCCGGGUGAUAUCAGCCUCUGUCAGGGCUGCUUGUAAACUUCUGGGUGAAGGGAAAAAGAAUCAGGCAUCAGGAUUUGUCUCUCGUGGCGUGACUCUUUCGUGGCCUCUGCACCAGUCUGUGGGAAAGGAUUGUCUAACUUGAAAUGCAGAGGGUCGCUGCUCCUCUGAGUCAUGUUUCUGACAGAGGCCACUAACGCCCGGAGCUUUUUACUGUCCCACCUUCUCUUUAAAAGCUGGGCAGCAGGGGCGGGAACCAGACUAUGUAAGCAAAAGGUCAAUGCCCUACCCACCCAGCCGGAGGGAGCGCCGCCCCGGUGGUUGGACUGUUCACUGCUUACUGAUGAGCAGCACCUGAGCCUCAUCACUACCAGCGACGGGCUAGUCCUGCCGCCUUGAGCUCUGUACAUUUAAUGGCAUGUAAAACUCGACUGGUCGAGAAGGAACAAUAUUACCACCCCCCUCUUAUUUUACUCUAUUCUCCUAGCCUCUUAUACCUCCCUCAGACAUCCAGGCAAUUGCAAUACUUAGCCAGCACAAUAAGGCCAGGUUUCAGUGACUGACUGAUGCGCUGCGGACAUUUUUACAUCCUCAUUGUGAAGCAUCAUGAUUUUCUCUGGUCAUGGCCGAUCACACGGCGUUUGACUCACAGAUUCCUGUGGAUCUGUGCUGUGUGUCAUCCGCCUUCCUGUCCUACUGCGGUGGGGGUGUCCCAGACCGCCUUCUCAUGCCAUCACUCGUCCUUCUUUGAAGUUGGCGGGUCACAUACCGAUGGGGGGAGGGGGGGGGGGCACGGGUUCGUAGUCGGGAGCUCUGCUGUUUGAUGCCUUAACCUGAUCACCAUUGAGCAGAGCAUUUGGCCGACUUCAUCAGAAGUCCCCCGAGAGUCUGUUCCCUCAGUCUGCAGCACGCCGUCCGAGCUUAGGAGCAGAACGGCACCCAGAGUGUAGAGUCUGUAGACACUGAGAAGCUUCACAAAGCACCUCAUCAGAGUUCACAGAUCGAACAGCAUCUCCUGGCUUAUUUCCAUUUCCUUACUGUAACACAGCUGUCAGGUAGAAGUUCUCCUUGUUUGUUUGAAAUGCAAUAGCUAACAGGUUUAUGAAUUUAAAUAUAUUUGCUGCAGAUUAAACUCCCUGUUCUGCCCCUUCCAGUUCUUUCUUCUCUAGACUGACUGAGCUGUGCUUUGCGUGAAGUUACGAGAGGUGAAACUCUUGCCUUGCUUUCGUCAGUCCAUGCCUACCUGCCUGUUUGCUGCUUUGACUGGGGUUGUCAUGCUUUUAUUUUUUUUAUUGUGUUCUUAUUCCGUCACGUAUACUUAAUGUGAACUUGAAAUAUACUGUAUUUUUUAAUUUAUCCAAAUAGCCAUGCAGGUUUGGGAAUGAAUUCUGAAUGCACUACAUUUUUUAACUGAUGUUACCAGUGAAUUUGCCAGUCAUGUACUGAUUUAUACUGUACUGUCCAUGUCAAGAUCUGAGUUGCAUCUGCAACGUGAAAUUUAAACAAAACCUUAAUUUCCUUUUAGUGAUUAUGCAAUGUCUUUUCUGUUGCCUUAUUUCUGAAAUAGCUUUUUGUGAUUUAAUGUUAAUAUACACUGGCACAUCCUAUGUUCCCAUGUGCUUGUGCACAUAAUGGUUUAAAUUAAUUUGUGUAAUAAAACACCACUCUGGUCUGAAAAUCCCCCCCGUUUAUGAUGGGUGGGGGUGCACCCUGCACUCUGUGGUUGAUUCUGUGUGCAUUGCACGAUGAUAGUGAGGCUCCUACCAAGGGCUUGAUGUGAAUAUCUUCAUAUCCAUGCAGUACAGUGGGGUACAGUGCUGUUUGUUUCUGUGCCCAGUUUGUGUGUCUGGCUUUUCCCUUCACUAUGUAAUUUGUAGGCCUCAGAAUGAUGGACAUCGAUGUACUUGAAUACAAAAAAGGUUUCCUUUUCCCUGCAGCCGUCAUAUGGUAAAUGGCAAAGCAAAUUCUUCUGACAUGUAGCCAUGAGUGAGCCAUGUCAUGUGACUGGCAUCCCUUAUCUGCCUCUCCCUGCCCUGCAUGGGGCAGUUCUGAGCCAGGAUUAGCCCCGUCCAGCACGAUGCCGUGUGCUCGGCCCGUUGGUUCUGUCUCCCGUGCCUGUGCAGGGCAGCGGGCCUGAUAUGAGAAUCUGCAGUCGGUCUCGGCCGGCGUUAUGUAAGGCGGAGGAGGGCAUCUCAGCAUCUCGCGUUUGAUCCUAGGGGCCGUGCGUGUGGCAAUCGUGAGCGAUGACUUUGCCAGCUUUUGUGUCAGUGUGUCAGUUUCCAUUGGUCUAGCUGUGCUGCACUGUGACUCAUCAUGUUCUGGGUUCGGCUCCUGUCUCGUCACUCUUCCUGUUAUUAUUUUUUUUAUCUGUAUUGUACAGUGCUGGAGGGACUGACCAACCAGCUCCGGCACUGAAAUGGCUAAAGUGUUUCUCUUCCAGUAUCUUGGGUCUUUUCUAUGUAUUUUCUUUUAAUGAUUCCUAUGACUGUAUAAUUAUGCAUUUGGGUAGAGGCUUUUGGUGGAAUUAAAAAUGCUCUUUUGUAUUUUCUGUUCUUGGUGCCUGCCUGCGCUGCCCCCAUUGAUGUCAGGGCAGCCCUCAAGCCCCAAGCUGUCCGUGAAAAUGUGAUGUCCGGAAAUGGUCAGACUGCUUUCCUCUAUUUUAAUUCCCCUUUAACAGCGAUUUAUUUUGCCAUUUUUGCUUUUUAUUUAUUACGUAAUGUUUUUUUGAGUAAACUACUCAGAUGUAAAUAAAUACGUUAACUGAUUGUCCACAGUUUAGAGUCACUCUUAAGGUUUCCCCACUUUUUUAAUAAUAGUUUUUUUUUUUUUAACCUAUUACAAUCUUUUCUGAGGACUCAAAGCCUUUGCAGCAUGGUUAUUUGAAUAUGGGGUCUUCACCUUGAGCCUUAUUUUCUGAAUGAGUGUGAUGUGGAUUUUCUGAAGAUCCUGCGGUUUGGAGGCCGUCACUGCUCUGCGGCUGGCUAGCCGUCACCGUGCCCGGGCCGAUGGCCCCGCCGCUGCCUCACUCCAUGCUUUACCCCUUGAUUUCUAAAGCACGUUCCUGCACUCUGACCCUCAGCUCAGCCUCCCAUGUCACUGCACACUCCAGAGAAGGUGGAUAUUUUUCCCUGUUUCUUUUUUGUGUGUCAAAAUAAUGUUCAAAUUCUCAAGAGAUUGGGUUGUUGCUCUAGCUUCCCCAUACUGAAUUGUCUAACAUUCUGAAAGGGGAGGGGCAUUUAGAGACAAGCUGUAUAUGUUUUUUAUGGUGGCCUUCCCUUCCCCCCCUUAUGUAUACACGCGUCUUUGUGUGCAUAUGAUCACUUGUGCAGCCCUCUGAACCACCACCCUCUUGCUUGUUAUGUGGGAAGCAGAUUUGUACAUAGCGGAGGAUUCUAUGGAAUUAUCAAGCCUUCUAAAUGCAUUAUCGGUGUUAGUCAUACAGAAGGUGAUUCUUUUUGCCUGAAAUGCGUCUGUGUGAUUAAUCCCGGCCCCGGGGGGGGGGGGGCGGCAGUGCCGAGGAGUCUGGCCCGUGGCUCCACAUUUUCUCUCCUACCAGUUUUCCAGAGGCUUCAUGUUAAUUGUUGCAUUUCUGGAUUUCACUUUUUAAUUCCCACCACAGAUGGAAUCUCAAUGGGAGACUUAAAGUUUGCACCCUUUUUUAUGUAAAAUAAAAAACUUAACGUUUAA
This is a messenger RNA of Paramormyrops kingsleyae, 6342 nucleotides long. Its product is annotated as casein kinase I. Lineage: Eukaryota; Metazoa; Chordata; Actinopteri; Osteoglossiformes; Mormyridae. Gene Ontology annotation, molecular function: ATP binding; protein serine/threonine kinase activity. The record is from RefSeq and is a predicted model, not a curated record. Gene Ontology annotation, biological process: protein phosphorylation.